Messenger RNA from Aspergillus melleus, 1899 nucleotides. Its product is annotated as sugar porter family MFS transporter. Gene Ontology annotation, molecular function: myo-inositol:proton symporter activity. The coding region runs from base 1 to 1899 and encodes 632 amino acids. The transcript has 5 exons. The record is from RefSeq and is a predicted model, not a curated record. Gene Ontology annotation, biological process: transmembrane transport. Gene Ontology annotation, cellular component: membrane. NCBI's taxonomy places the organism in Eukaryota, Fungi, Ascomycota, Eurotiomycetes, Eurotiales, Aspergillaceae.
AUGAAAGACGAACACACAAUUUCGUCGACACACGAUGAGAAAGUCGAGCGUGUUAGCGAAAGUCCGCCCCGUGCUGAACACGUCCACGAUGCAAAAGAGCGCGACAGCAUCUACGACAUCGAAGGCCGAUCCAGGACCCAGGUCACCGCUGUCUUUGAAAACCCUCUAGCCGGAAUUCCACGGGAGCAGUUGUUUGAAGAUGUCGAUAGAUUCUGUGAUCAGUAUGGGCUUCAGGAGUAUCGAGAGGUCUUCCGUAAAGGGGCUCUGGUUUCGCAGAAUCCGCACGCAGCCCAGGACCUUCCCGAGCUGAACGAGGAAGAAAAGAAAUUCCUAGAGCGUGAAGUCACCCACAAAUGGUCUCAACCGUGGCAGCUUUAUUUUAUGGCCUCCAUGUGUUCGCUCGCUGCCGCGGUGCAGGGAAUGGAUGAAACGGUCAAUAACGGCGCACAGGCUAUCUAUCUCACUGAACUUGGCAUCAAAAGCGACCGUUUCUCCGAGCAGAUGCAAAACUACCUCACCGGACUGGUAGUAGGUGCACCGUAUCUGGCUUGUGCUAUCCUAGGGUGCUGGCUCACGGAGCCGAUGAACCGCUAUCUCGCCCGGCGCGGAACGAUCUUCGUCUCGUGUUUCAUAGCGGCAGUAGCCUCGAUCUGGGAAGGCGUGGCCAAUUCAUGGGUCAACCUCUUCAUCGCUCGCUUCGUUCUGGGCCUGGGGAUCGGCUCCAAGUCGUCAACCGUGCCAGUCUACGCGGCAGAGUGUUCCCCGGCACCCAUCCGUGGCGCCCUGGUCAUGAUGUGGCAGAUGUGGACGGCAUUCGGCAUUAUGCUCGGAAAUAUCAUGGGCGUGGCUUUCAUGGGCCUGCCGAACGAUCUCUCCUGGCGACUGAUGCUCGGGUCGACCGUCGUACUGCCCAUCUUUGUCUGCGCUCAAGUCUACCUCUGCCCCGAGUCGCCUCGAUGGCUAAUCGAGCAUAACAAGAUCCACAAGGCGUUUGACGCGUUCCGGACCCUCCGACCGUCGGAGCUCCAGGCCGCCCGCGAUCUAUACUACGCCUACGUGGGUGUCGAGCUGGAGCGCAAGGUCAACAAGGGGAAGAACUUCUUCACCAUGUUCUUGGAGCUCUUCACAGUGCCUCGAAACCGACGAGCAACUCUCGCCAGCUGGAUCGUCAUGUUCCUGCAGCAGUUCUGCGGCGUCAACGUAAUCGCCUACUACUCAACCACCAUCUUCACCGACUCAGGCUACACCAUCCAGCAAGCCCUCCUCGCAUCCAUGGGCACCGGGAUCCUAAACUGGGUCUUCGCGCUCCCCGCCUUCUUCACAAUCGACACAUGGGGCCGCCGUAACCUCCUCCUAUUCACAUUCCCGUUCCUCGCGAUCUGCCUCUUCUGGGCCGGCUUCUCCUUCUGGAUCGAAGAAGACAUCGCGCACAGCAAGAAGCGAGUCGCGAUGGUCACGACAGGCAUGUACCUAUUCGAGGUCUUCUACUCGCCAGGCGAAGGACCCGUCCCGUUCACCUACUCCGCAGAGGCGUUCCCCCUACACGUCCGAGAAGUCGGCAUGUCAUGGGCGACGGCCACGACGUGGUGUUUCAACUUCAUCCUCUCGUUUUCAUGGGAACCACUGAAAGCCGCGUUUAAGCCACAGGGAGCGUUUGCGUGGUAUGCGGCAUGGUGUCUCAUCGGAUGGGUGUUGGUGUUGUUGUUUGUGCCCGAGACGAAGUCGCUUACUUUGGAAGAGCUCGAUCAGGUGUUCUCGGUCCCCACACGCAAGCACGCCAUGUAUCAGCUCAAGAACGCCGUCUGGCAUUUCCGGGUGUGGGUUCUGCGGCAGAAACUGGAGCCGAUGCCCAAGUUGUAUAAGACGGCGGGACAUUUGACGGGGGCGGUGGAGGAGUAA